GCGGCCUUAGCAACGGUUUCUGAACUGUGAAGACAGCCGUUGGGCUGCGCUGCGGGCGGCUGAGAUAGGGAGGUCCCGGCUGAGGGCACCGGUUGGUGACAUGGCAUCCACAAGUUCAGACCAAUGGAAGAAAAGAGCAGCAAAAGUUGAAUUGAAUGAAACCCAAAAGCAAGAAAUUAAAGAGGCCUUUGAUUUAUUUGAUGUUGAUGGGUCUGGAACCAUAGAUGUGAAAGAAUUGAAGAUUGCAAUGCAAGCCUUAGGAUUUGAGCCAAAGAAAGAAGAAAUUAAAAAAAUGAUAGCUGAAAUCGACAAAGAAGGAAAUGGCACCAUUAGUUUUGAAGAUUUUUUUGCCAUAAUGAGUGUAAAAAUGAGUGAGAAAGAAGAAAUAUUGAAGGCUUUCAAAUUAUUUGAUGAUGAUGAUACUGGAAGCAUAACACUAAACAAUAUCAAGAGGGUUGCUAAGGAACUAGGGGAAAAUUUAACAGAUGAUGAACUUCAGGAAAUGCUUGAUGAAGCUGAUCGUGAUAGGGAUGGAGAAAUAAGUGAGGAAGAAUUUUUGAGGAUGAUGAAAAAGACCACUCUUUAUUAAUACUUUUUUAAAUCCCUCUGGAAAGUUAAUAACUUUGUAUUUGUUAUACAGUUCCAUAAUAUCUGAAUGUAUUUGUUGUCAAUUUCCAAUUUAUUUGCGCAAAUUGGUGUUUUGAUGUGUAAUCCAUGCAAGAAGUUAGGCUUCUGUCAACAUGUUGUUAAACAUCUACAGCAUCAAGAAAGAAAUAUAAUGAUUUCUGUGAAUCGUGAAUCCAAAACCAGUAUUAAUUCCAACUGCUACUUUUUGGAGUCUCAGCAUCUAAAGACUUAGAAUUUUUUUUAGGUUUAAUGAAACUGAGCCCACAUCCAAUUGAAUUUGGCAAACAGGCUAUUACUUUCCCCAUUAUUUUCCUUUUGUGCAACUCUUUAAAAACUGAUAAACAUUUGAUUUUUAAUCAGUUAUUCAGAUAUGUAAAGUAUUAAAUAAAAUUGCCAGUAAUACUUUAUUUGCUAGUUUUCUUAUUAUAAAUAAAGGCACUUAUACUACCCAGAUUUUCUUGUAAGUUUGACCCUGCAGGUGAGCAUUUAAUGACUGUCUUGGGAGGUGGUAGGGAUUUUACAUAUGUUAUCUCAGUUAAUAUGUUACAACUUGGAAGCUGGUGGUAUUAGCUCCAUUUUACUACAUACAAGAAAAGUAAAGUUCAGAGAAAUUUAAAAAUUGCUCAAUUGCUCAUAGAUAAUAAAACAUGGAUUAUAAAUCUUGUAUCCUUAUGCUUCAUUAUGAAGCUUUGCUAUGGAUAAAAACUCUCCGGGUAAUUAAGUAUAUAUUUUCUAACUCAUUUAAUAUUGUGACUCUCGUAAUUUUACUUUGUUUCCUAUGAAAGAGCCAAUCUAUUGAGAAAGGCAGUCUGAAGAUACAGUCUUUUGAUUCCCCACUGGGUCACACAAGACUGGGUCUUGGGCCCGGAACACUUCUUACCAAGAGACAUAGUCUCUAUAGCUUGUGCUGGAAUUGUCUGAAUAUCUUUCCACUUCAAACUCAAUGUGCACUUUUUUCUGCUUAAGCAUUGUGUGUGUUAUAGUGCCUGUGUAUGUAAUAUGACACCUGGCCAACUCCACUUUGGAAAGAGGAUAUACCCUUUGGCGAGGGGUUGCUAAACAACAAGAUGGGUUUUUUACAGGCCAAUUGCCCUAGAUCGGCUUCUGGGAGGCACCUCUUGCAUGGAAAACUGACAUUCACUACUAAAACUGAUACUACUUGGUCUUCAUAUGAGUGAAGAAUUGUUCCAUCAAGUAGUUGACUGGAUUGUGUUUUCCUUGGCAACUAAACUGAUACCAAGAUGCAAUGGCAGAAGCUCUCAGAUUUCUGCUCCUGAUAAUAGGCAACAGAUGCCACUUGCUGGACACCCACACUUCCUAAACCUAAGUAAUGGUCUUUGGAGCAAGACAGGCUUACAGAAAAUGUAACUUUAAUUGUCUCAGUUCAUUUUUAGCUCACUGAAAUGAAGACUCGAUUUUCUUUUGUCAACACAAGUUUUUUUUAAAUUGGUGCUGGAAUGGCAUAUCUAUGCUUAUGCUCAUUAAGUGUUCCACAGAAUCUUUAAUUCCUAAUUAUGCAGCAUUUCCUUCUAUACUAAAGAAAAAUAUAACUACUAAACAUGCUUCAUAAGUGAAAAUUAUGGCCUUUAAGUUGUUAAAUGAUUUAUAUUUUUAAGUGGGUAAUACACUUAAAAAUACACAU
Messenger RNA from Lynx canadensis (Canada lynx), 2269 nucleotides. Its product is annotated as centrin-4. Gene Ontology annotation, cellular component: centriole; centrosome. Gene Ontology annotation, molecular function: calcium ion binding. Gene Ontology annotation, biological process: nucleotide-excision repair; mitotic cell cycle; centriole replication. The transcript has 5 exons. The record is from RefSeq and is a predicted model, not a curated record. The coding region runs from base 101 to 589 and encodes 162 amino acids. NCBI's taxonomy places the organism in Eukaryota, Metazoa, Chordata, Mammalia, Carnivora, Felidae.